UCUGUGUACUGGUAGUGCCGUUAUCAGGACGAUCGGACUACUAGCACUGCUGUCUUACACAUUCGUCAAUCACUGGCUAUAUUUAUUUUGCCUCGCCACCCUUCGCCACUGACAUUCGUUUUCUCCUUGUCUGACGCAGUCUGAGAUUGGUGCAAAAACUCACUGCUGUUGCUCAAGUGUUUGGUCUGGAAGUCGCAACCAACAGUUAGCUAAUGACCUGCGGGGUGGCAGUGUAACUUCGCUUUCCAACCUCUUCUCAACCCGUCUCUGUGCGGUGGUGGACGCCAGCAUAAUGGAUGCGCUGUGGAUGCUACCGCUGUUACUGGUGCCUCUGCUAUUAUUGACCAGUAGCACGUUUGUAUUUUAUUUUAAAAAGUGUUUUUAUGUGGCCUGGAUGAUGAUGUUGGCCGUGAUUGCCAUUCCGAUUUGUAUACUGAAAAGUGGCGGCAGGGAUAUAGAAAACAUGAGGGUGAUCCGUUUCCUGGUUCGUCAUGUGAAGUAUCUCCUAGGUCUGCGUUUUGAGGUCAGCGGAUGGGAGCAUCUACAGAUGGACGGACCUUACGUCAUCAUCUCCAACCACCAGAGCUCGCUGGACGUGCUGGGUCUGAUGGAGGUACUGCCAGACCGCUGCACCAUGAUUGCUAAGAAAGAGUUAAUCUAUGCGGGUACAGUUGGCAUCAUUUGUUGGCUGGGUGGCAUUGUCUUUAUUAACCGUCAGAAGACCAGCGAUGCUAAAAGCGUCAUGGCAGACGCAGCCAAAACCAUGCUGAAAGAGCAGAUUCGUCUGUGGGUGUUCCCUGAAGGCACCAGGAAUCAGAAGGGAGAUCUGUUGCCCUUUAAGAAAGGAGCUUUUCACUUGGCUGUGCAGGCACAGGUUCCCAUCAUACCUAUUGUCUUCUCCUCCUACAGCAACUUCUACCUACGGAAAGAGAGAGAGUUUAAAUCAGGGACGAUUUCUCUGAAGGUUCUGCCGAAGAUCGAGACAAAGGGCCUGACUUCAGACGACGUGUCAUCACUCUCCGACCAAUCAUAUGCCAUCAUGCGCUCCACUUUCCUGGAGAUCUCUGGCCGCACCCCCCAGAGCAACGGGCCAUCCUCUGCCCACUGAACAUUCCACUGACCCCCAGUUUCCUCUCUUCCCAUCUAUCCUGACAGCUCCCAGAAUGCACUGCAGUGGCUCAAAACUUCUGUAGUCUUGGCGAUGGUGAAGACAAAACAACAAGGCGCUUUUGGCAUUUACUCGCUCAGCAGUACUCAUGAAGUAGGAACACACACACACACACACACACAUACAUACAGGCUGCAGUUACACAUGCACUGCUCAAAACACACACACACACUUCAUUAGUCCUCAUUUUAAGACUGUCUGUUUAAUUUCUUGUUGGAGUCCAGUGAUGUUGUUAAUGGGGGUUAGGUGUGGAGGUGCUUUGAGAUGUUGAUCAUGCGUCGUCAUCCUCUGGCCCGUUUUUGCUGUCAUUGUUGUGGAAACACUCUCGGAACAUUUGGAUCUCCACAUGGAUUUGACACCAUUAUGCAUGCCUUCAGAACUCUCUGUUAAACAGUCUGUUUUUCUCUCUCUCUCUCUCUCUCCUGCUGUUUGCAGAUCUCUCUUUCAUUUUUUUUUUUUUGUCCAUUUUAUUCAUGUGCGUGCUUUUGUUCUUUCUCAGACCUGGUCCGUCAGGUUUAUGCAAAUCAAAUUUCUGUUUGUUUUUUUUUUUGUUUUGUUUUGUUUUGUGUGUUGGUUUGAAACCAGAUGUGAGUGAAUACUUUUUUUUUUUCCUUCAAUGUACGCCUUACCUUUUCAGUCAGUGGUAUCACUCACCAAACACACAGCCUUGUCUCUCAUAGCCAACCCACCACCAGACCUCCUGCACGCUCCCAGAGUGGCCAGGAAUGAGCUUUGUGGGAAGCUCAGACUCUAUAGAGUUUGCAGAGUUAAUGACUGUCCAAUAGACAACCUUGUAGUCACUGUGCCCCGGCCAUCUCCCCUAGGAUCAUGCCACAAGACCGUGACAGAAUACCACUUUUUUCUUUUUUUUCUUUCCCUGAACACACUGAAUUGUCAGCAACAGUUGAAUUCUGGUGUAUUUCUCCCCGUUUCUCUUCAGGUGCUUCACAAAAAUUUGGUCCCUUUGUGAGCUUUUCCUCAGCUGUAUUUGUUUGUGUGUGUGUGUGGUUUUUUUUCUUUUUUAAUUUUGUUCGCUUGUUUGAUUAUGCCUUCCCCCCCCCCCACAUUUAAGACGAAGAAAGUGUCAAAACAUUUUCUCAUGAAGUGCAAUGUCUGACUGAACUAACACUGCUGUUCCAAAGUGCUUCCUGUCGUGCCAUUUGUGUGGAAGUGUGCGAGAGAGACAAAGAGACUUUUCGGGUUCUCCGAGCUGCACAUGCGUUCCCCAGCCAUGCUAAUAACCAGGUGACUGAUGUACAAACAAUACUGUCAACAAUCUCAUUGGUAAGGCAUCACUACCGCACAAUGUUUCUGAAAUGUUUUUUUUGUUUGUUUGCUUGUUUUAUCCACCAAAAUUUCAUUUUGCUUGUUUACAGACCCUGUUUUGUCCUAUGUUUGUUGUUUGUUUGUUUUUCUCUGAAUAGUUUUCAGUUAUCCCAAGCAUCCCUCACCGUGUCUGUUCAACUCGACUGAAAAUGACUGCAUGAAAUAUUUUUUACACGAGGGGUGGAAAAAAAAACAAAAACAAAGAUGUUACCUUUUUUUCAAAAAAGGGUGAUCAGUGAAAUGACAUGACCUCUCUGACAGAAUUGUUCAGUUUAAUAACUAAUUAUUACUUACAAAUGAAUUAUAAUAAGGUUUGAUCAAAUGUUUUAUUUAACAAAAUAUUAUAACUCAUUAAUAUUCACUUUUAAUGUAAACUGAUGUACAUUUUUGUUAAAGUGCUCUUUGAUGCAAGUUAAAUUCAAGUGCUCCCCAUAAACACCCUAAAACACAUACAUACAAGUUCUUUUACACACUCAAGGCCUGCUAUUAUUAUCAUUAUCAUUAUUAUUAGUGAUAAAUAUGCACAGAGCUGUAUGUGAAUAUGUUUUUAUUAAAAGAUUCGUGAUCAAGAAUGUCAGAAUUAUACUCAUGCUCCCUAUAUGCUGUGAGACUGGGAAGGUUUGUUGAUAUUUUGAAAUAUUAAAAUGUUAAUAUAUUUAAAUAUAUUGAUACUGAAAGAUGCAGAGGCGUGAGCAGACGGUAUAACCACACACUCUAGUAACUGUCAGUGUAUAAAUCUGAAGCUAGGCUUUUACUGGACUUUUUGCCUGCAGACAUCAGAUUUGCCUGUGAAAUACAUGAUACAGGAAUCAGCUUUUCCCUCUUUAUUCGAUGGACUCAAAAUGAAAAACACCUUGCAAACUGCACAUGCUGUAGUGUUAAAAUCAUUCUCGAGUAAGACGUUCACUCCUCUGUUUAUCUGUCGCAUCAGUUGUCCAACUGACACGUACAAAAUGAAUGUCAAAAUCCACCCGUCAGGUACCGCAGGCCAGAAAGACACUACCAGUCAACCGGAACAGUAAAUCACAGCAAAGAAGAAAAAAAAAACCCAACAAUCACUCUCUAGUGCAUUUUAUAUCUGUUUGAUCUACUUUGAUUCGUAUUAAAGAUUAAAUUAAAGACCUUUGUUGGUAAGGGAUGGAUUAUAUGAUUUGAGUGUAUAUUACGGUUUGGUAUUAAAUGAGAGAAGUUAUAAAUGUUUAUUAGAGGCUUAUAACACUUUUAGGAGCCAACAUGUUAAGCGUGCGUGUGAGGGACCUGCCCUGGAGGCUGGUCGUCACAUUCACGCAUCUACUGUCAGUCUUAUUGAAAUACAUUCAGAGACUACUGUACUUCAGAUUAGAUUCAAUUUCAAUAUGGGUUAAGAUUUGAACAUGGUGAGUAUAUCUAUCUAAAGCACUUUUCAUGUCGAUGAUUUGGAUCUAAAUUUGAAGAUUUUGCUCUCUCUCUUUUUUUUUUUUUUUUUGUUUCUUGCUUGUCUCUUCAUUUAUUUGUUUUUGCCAAGUGGCUAAAACAAUAAUGUGGCAAAACUCUUGUUUGGAAAAAUGUUAUAAUUUUCACCAAAGCUAUUAAAAGUGUAAAAAUAAAAAAAGAAGUGUUGGUAGCUUUAGAAUAAUUAAAACAACAUGAGUCUAUCCAG
Chanos chanos (milkfish) is the source of this 4133-nucleotide messenger RNA. RefSeq names its product 1-acylglycerol-3-phosphate O-acyltransferase 2 (lysophosphatidic acid acyltransferase, beta) (gene agpat2). Gene Ontology annotation, molecular function: 1-acylglycerol-3-phosphate O-acyltransferase activity. Bases 293 to 1108 code for a protein of 271 amino acids. The transcript is spliced from 6 exons. Gene Ontology annotation, biological process: phosphatidic acid biosynthetic process. Gene Ontology annotation, cellular component: membrane; endoplasmic reticulum. The record is from RefSeq and is a predicted model, not a curated record. NCBI's taxonomy places the organism in Eukaryota, Metazoa, Chordata, Actinopteri, Gonorynchiformes, Chanidae.